Messenger RNA from Pelmatolapia mariae (spotted tilapia), 886 nucleotides. RefSeq names its product golgi SNAP receptor complex member 2 (gene gosr2). The coding region runs from base 144 to 782 and encodes 212 amino acids. The transcript has 6 exons. The record is from RefSeq and is a predicted model, not a curated record. Gene Ontology annotation, biological process: vesicle fusion; intra-Golgi vesicle-mediated transport. Lineage: Eukaryota; Metazoa; Chordata; Actinopteri; Cichliformes; Cichlidae. Gene Ontology annotation, molecular function: SNARE binding; SNAP receptor activity. Gene Ontology annotation, cellular component: SNARE complex; late endosome membrane; endoplasmic reticulum membrane.
ACACAAAAGCUCCGCUGAUGACGUGUAAACUCCUCUAACGUUAGCUACCAAGCUAACAGAGCCGCUUGUCACAAUUAAAACUGUUAUAACAAAAUAACGCGAUAAAGUAAAGGGAGGGCGAAGCGUUUCUUAGAUCGGGAAAAAUGGAGACGCUUUACCACCAGACCAACAAGCAAAUCCAGGAGGUUCAGUCUCUAAUGGGAAAUCUGGAAAAGACAGACCGCCAGUCAGUUCACUUGUUAGAAAAUGAACUGCAAGCUAGAAUCGACCAGAUCUUCAAUCAUUUAGAACGCCUUGAGAUCCUGGCCAGCAAGGAACCGCCAAACCGCCGCCAGAAUGCCAAAUUACGAGUGGACCAGCUCAAGUAUGAUGUCCAGCACCUCCGGAGUGCCCUGCAAAAUUUCCAGCACAGACGCUAUGCCAGAGAGGCCCAGGAGAGAGAGAGGGAGGAACUCAUGAGCCGCACCUUCACCACGAAUGACGCAGAUACCUCCAUCCCCAUAGAUGAGACCCUACAGUUUAACUCCAACUUGCACAACGCACACAGAGGCAUUGAUGACCUCCUCGGCAGUGGCAGCAGCAUCCUUAAUGGUCUCAGAGAUCAGAGAUCUACGCUAAAGGGAACUCAUAAGAAGAUGCUGGAUGUGGCUAACAUGUUGGGGCUGUCAAACACAGUGAUGAGACUUAUAGAAAGGCGAGCCACCCAAGAUAAGUUCAUCAUGAUUGGAGGCAUGCUGCUGACCUGCGUCUUCAUGUUCCUGGUAAUCAGAUACCUGGGCUGACCUCAGACCAUCCACCAGGGCGGCUUUUUGAUCAGUCGUGGACAUUUCUGCAGCACAUCGUCCCUCAUGAUAUGAAUUUCUAACAUUAAAACCAACUUUCACAA